AUGUCGUCAGGCCCGGCAACGACCUCUGCAAAGCUCUUCUACUUUGUCGCGCCGGCAGACGGCGCGCGGCCCUACCAGCGCACUGAAGCCGAUCCCCUUACAGGACAGCGGGCCAGGAACUAUUCCUCCGCUGAGCAUGAAGUCACUAUCGAGAACGUCCGCGGCAAGGAGGACACUGUCUCUCUCGACAAGACUGGCUUCCAGUACUUCUAUGCUCCAUCGAACCACAAGUUGUUCUCGAACGACGAAGAGAUCGAGCGGGAAUACUACCCGGAGAGUAUCGAGCUUAUCAAGAAGCUGACCGGGGCAAGCAGGGUGCAGCUGUUCGAUCACACGAUCCGCCGCCGCCGCCCCGGCAACGUCCAAGACAACCCCGACAGCCGCCAGCCCGUCGCGCAGGCGCAUGUCGACCAAAGUGCCGCCGCCUCCAUUGCCCGUGUGCACCGCCACUUGCCGCCGACCGACGCCCCCAAGCUCCUCGAACGCCGCUUCCAGAUCAUCAACCUCUGGCGGCCCAUUAACCACCCGGCAUACGACUGGCCGCUUGCUCUUUGCGAUUACCGCAGCGUCGACUCGAAGAACGACAUCGUGCCGGUCGCACUUGUAUAUCCUGAUCGCGAGGGCGAGACACUGGGUGUCAAGUACAGCCCGAAUUACAGGUGGAAGUACUUGUAUGGGAUGACGCCGGAUGAAAUUGUGCUGAUCAAGUGCUUCGACUCCAUUCAGGAUGGCAGCGUCGCGGCUUUCACGCCCCAUACGGGUUUCGACGACCCGAAUACUCCUGCUGGUGCCCCGCUCCGUGAAUCCAUCGAGCUUCGGGCUCUCGUUUUCUACGAUUGA
This is a messenger RNA of Cyclocybe aegerita, 840 nucleotides long. NCBI's taxonomy places the organism in Eukaryota, Fungi, Basidiomycota, Agaricomycetes, Agaricales, Hemipholiotaceae. The record is from the annotation of a GenBank genome assembly.